AAUAUGCAUCAUGUGGUGUAAUAUAUACAGUAUAUCACGUGCAAAGUUUUUACAUUUAAAUUAAUGCAUGAAGUUUAACGCGUACAACAAUGCGUUAAUCGCCCGCCCCCUAUCGGACGUCUAGUCAGGUCCUCCGAAGCGCGACGGAAGUGACCGGCGCCCAGGCCCUUGCGAGUUUUUGGUGUGGGGAGGGGAAGAACACUUCCAUCCGGUUAUUGCAGCUCCACGACCGAGCUUCCUUCCAGGUGUGCAAGCGGAGCUUUCUUCCUAGUAUCUGAAAGAUAAGAAAGGAAGAGGGAUAUCAAUACAGUCGCCUCCUUGAACACGUCGUUCUACUGUGUAAAUUACGAGGGACGAUCUAUCCGCCAAGCUUAAUCAAGAGGCCAGUUUGCCUCGGCGUGUCAGGUUGCUGACUGUUUCUAUAGCCUCUCCCACUAUUUGUUGUUAAGGGAGAGGUCACACUAACAUUGCUAACAGCAUCCGAGGCAAAAAGCCCUCGAUGAACGGGCACCGGACUGUGAGAAAUCGGAACCGGGAUCAGGACCGGAAUGUGGAUGCAGUAUGUCGGCCACAUGUGGCAUCUGGAGGCAGCAGCAGUGGUGGAGGAGGGAGGGGGAACUGUGUCUUAAGGAAAUUGAUCCAAUUACCAUCUCCUCCCUUGACACGUCACCAGCUCAAGAGACUUGAAGAACAUCGCUAUAGUAGUGCUGGCCGCUCAUUACUGGAACCUUUCAUGCAGCACUAUUGGGAAUGGCUGGUCCGCCAGGUGCCUGCUUGGAUGGCACCAAACCUUAUUACCAUUGUAGGCCUCAUCAUUAACAUGAUUACAACUCUGGUCCUGGUUUAUUACUGUCCCACAGCUACUGAACAGGCUCCUUUAUGGGCAUACCUGGCAUGUGCUCUGGGACUGUUUAUUUACCAGUCUUUAGAUGCUAUAGAUGGGAAACAGGCAAGGCGAACAAACAGUAGUUCCCCACUGGGUGAGCUCUUUGACCACGGCUGUGAUUCCCUGUCCACAGUGUUUGUGGUUUUAGGAACAUGUAUUGCUGUGCAACUGGGAACUAACCCUGACUGGAUGUUCUUCUGUUGUUUUGCUGGGAUGUUUAUGUUUUAUUGUGCGCACUGGCAGACAUACGUCUCAGGAACACUACGCUUUGGCAUAAUUGAUGUGACUGAGGUGCAAAUCUUCAUAAUAAUCAUGUAUUCACUGGCAGCAAUUGGAGGAUCGGAUUUUUGGCAAUUACCGAUUCCUGUAUUAAACAUCCAAAUGAAGAUUUUGCCUGCUCUCUGUACAGUUGCUGGUGCAAUAUUUUCCAGUACAAACUACUUCCGUGUGAUAUUUACAGGAGGUGUUGGCAAGAAUGGAUCCACAAUAGCAGGAACAAGUGUCCUUUCUCCAUUCUUGCACAUAGGCUCUGUGAUAACCCUUGCAAUUAUGAUAUACAAGAAGUCUGCAGUUCAAAUCUUUGAAAAGCACCCAUGUCUUUACAUACUUGCUUUUGGGUUCUUGUCUGCUAAAAUAACCAACAAAUUGGUGGUUGCACACAUGACAAAGAGUGAAAUGCAUCUUCAUGAUCUGGCAUUUGUAGGUCCCGGCUUGCUCUUCCUUGACCAGUAUUUCAACAGUUUUAUUGAUGAAUAUGUGGUUCUCUGGAUUGCCUUGAUCUUCAAUUUCUUUGAUCUUGCCCGUUACUGUAUCAGUGUCUGCAAUCAGAUUGCUUCUCAUCUCAAUAUUUCUGUAUUCAAGAUAAAGCCACCAGCUUUACUCAGCAAUCAAGGCCACAACCACCACUAGUCCAUUGUUGUUCUUUAUUACAAAACUGGAAAUCUUUUUCUUAUGAAUGUAAUCUAUGAAAAUGUAAGAUUCUGGUAACUGUGAGAAGAAAACAAAACAAAAAAAGAUUCAGUUAUUGUCAUGCAACGUAUUGCAGUUUCAAUGUUGUCAUAUCAUUUACUAGCACUCCUUUUUUUUAAGGAAGAAAAAAUGGACAAUUCUUUUCUCACUAUUACCACACCCCUCCAGUUUUAUGGUGUUUAUUCCCUAAAUAUUCAUCACAAAACCUUUAAAUGAGCAAAGAGAAACAAACGUAAAGAAGACACUGGUGGCGUACUUGUAUCUUCUGAUUAAGCCCUUGUUUUCAGGCAGCACUCAGUGUAACCUUUUCUACAUUCACCAUUUAAUCAGUGGUUAAGUUGUUUUGCAGCUUGUUUUUGUUAGGUGCAAAUUUAUUUGCUAAUUUAAAAUGACUCAUUACAUAGGAAAAAAAAGUCUUAAAAUUGGCAUGCCCUUGUGUGAGUGUAUUUUUUUUUUUUUAAUCUUCAACAAAGCAUAGAAUAUUUAAAAGUAACCUUAUUUUUUAAUCCAAAUAUAUUUGGGUUGCAAGUUUUAACUCCGUGUAAAUACAGUAUGCAUUUUGCUAUGAGUAUUUUUCUUUCAUAUUUAACAGUAUGUAUCUCAAGUUUUUUGGAGUUCUUUUAACACUGAAGGAAAGAAGCUGAAUGGUCAUUUUGCAUCUUAUCUGGCUGAUAAUACAAGAGAGAUUCAUUAUGUGGUUGUUGAGUAAUUUUAUUUUCUUGCUCAAUUUUUGACUUUAAUGUUCUCAAGCUAUACAAUGUUGUUUUUCAUUAAGGAACAUCAGGAUUAUAAAUUGAAAUUCUUUAAUCAUUAAAUGAACUUUGCCAAUGUUUAUUUAGUCAUAUGUGUGUAAUGAAGAAAGAUUGAUAAUCAGUAAAAAUAUUUAUACAACCGUUUCCCCCAUCUAAUGUAAUUAAUGAGUGUGUUCCCCUUUCUAGAUUACAGGCAGUUUAGAAAUAGUUAACAUUGAUUUUAGUUUUAUGUAAAAAAUGGUGAUUGUUCUUCGACAAAAUGUAUGAGAGAGAACUGGUACUGGCAGGUUAAAAUGAUAAUAAAUAUUACUUUCUUCUGGAUGAAAAAAAAUCUUUUUUUAGGAUUAAAAAAAAAUCCAUUAGUGUAUGUGUUUUUCUGUGUCUUACGUUGCCUCAGUUAGUACUGCUGCUUAUCGCAAGUUUCAGUGAAACUUUGGGAAUCAUAAAAAAAAAUGUGUCAGCUGGUUAAUCGAAUACCUCAAGAAUGAUCUUGGGUCAGUUUAAUUAAAUUUUGGUUAUUUUUUCACAUGUAUGUAUGUGUGUGUGUGUGUAUGUAUGUUUAUGCGUGUAUGUAUAUAUACAUACAUAUAUAUAUAUACAUAAAAUCAUGUGUAAUUUUAAAUUUAGUUUUAUUAACUUGCUGUAUCCAGCAUUUAUUUGAAAAGGGUUCUUCGUUUUCUAAAUGAUUGACUGCCUAACACAAAGUCUUAGUGAGUUUGCCUAUUAAUUGAUUAUGAAUGGUUGGCUUGGAUAAGUGAUUGUCUUGUUUCCUUUGCCUUAGCCCAAUUAAUUUAUUGGCCUGAAUUAAUGCAGUAGUCCUUUAUCUGACAUUGGGUCAAUUUUUGAAUGACAUUUUAUUGUUUAAAAAAUUAUUUGCUUCUUUCCAGAUUUUUCAUCUUUUAAGUUCUUACUUUAAUAUUUAAUUGAAUGCCUUUAAUAUUUGUAACUUUUUCUGUGACUUUUAAAAGGUUUAAAUCUUCAGAAAGCACAGAUGAUUGUUUCAUUUCACACUGUAGAUUUUACCAUGCCAAAUAUUUUGAGAGAGAGAGAGAAUUAAAGGAUGUUGUGAAGAAAUUUGAACAUACACACAUGACUGUGUAAUACUUGUACUGUGUUUUAGGUUUCUUUAUUUUUUGUCCUUGCCAAGUAAAAUUUUUUAAACAAAAUGUUGCCUUUUCCCAUAAUUCUAGAUUAAAUGGAAUUCAUAAGGCUUUCUAGAAAAAACCUAUAAAAAGGUUAACAACUGCUUUUUAUCAAAAUUCUCAGGUACAAAAAUAAUGUGUUGGUAGGUAACACUCCAGUGCUGCAUAAAAAGUGUAACUUAUUUCUGCUGACUUACAGUAUAAUAUCCUGUUUAAAUUUUGAUGCAGAGAUGGGAAGUCCGAAAUGUGCUAUACAGUAUUAUAGAUCAAAAGUGGAGAGAGAUACUGCUGAUGAGCGCCAAGAUGUUUCUCUCCAUAUAAUGGCAUUAGUAAUUAAACAAAGUACUGAAAAAAGGUCCGUUUCUUGUUUUGCAGUCCAUCUUAAUAAAAGCCUCAGUUAUGUUAUUUGAUUUAUUUUUGUUAGUUCUCUUUGCCUAAUUGUAACAUUCUUUCUGUUAAGAUAUUUCAUUUUAAAAAUAAAACAAGCCUAUGUAAAAUAAAGAAUACUAUAUUUAUAA
Molecule: messenger RNA, 4267 nt
Organism: Erpetoichthys calabaricus (reedfish)
Lineage: Eukaryota; Metazoa; Chordata; Cladistia; Polypteriformes; Polypteridae
Gene: cept1b
Product: choline/ethanolamine phosphotransferase 1b
Exons: 9
Coding region: 500-1795 (431 amino acids)
Biological process (GO): phosphatidylethanolamine biosynthetic process
Cellular component (GO): Golgi apparatus; endoplasmic reticulum membrane
Molecular function (GO): diacylglycerol cholinephosphotransferase activity; ethanolaminephosphotransferase activity
Source: RefSeq, a predicted model, not a curated record